Molecule: messenger RNA, 1323 nt
Organism: Gamsiella multidivaricata
Lineage: Eukaryota; Fungi; Mortierellomycota; Mortierellomycetes; Mortierellales; Mortierellaceae
Product: thiolase-like protein
Exons: 4
Coding region: 1-1323 (440 amino acids)
Molecular function (GO): acyltransferase activity, transferring groups other than amino-acyl groups
Source: RefSeq, a predicted model, not a curated record
AUGGCUCCCCAGAAGGUUUACGUUGUCGGUGUCGGCAUGACCAAGUUCAUCAAGCCCAGAGACUUGAGAGAUUACCCUGAUAUGGGACGUGAGGCUGCCACCAAGGCCCUGUUGGAUGCCGGUAUCACCUACGACAAGGUCCAGCAGGCUGCUGUCGGUUACUGCUACGGUGACAGCACAUGUGGACAGCGCACCCUGUACCAGCUGGGAAUGCACCAGAUCCCCAUCAUCAACGUCAACAACAACUGCUCGACCGGCUCCACCGCCCUGUUCUUGGCCCGCCAGGCGAUCGAGUACGGCAUUGCCGACUGCACCAUGGCCCUCGGUUUCGAGAAGAUGGAGGCCGGAUCGCUCGGAUCCAAGUUCGAGGACCGCACCAACCCCUUGGACAAGACCGUCACCAUGAUGAGCGAGACCCGCGGCAUCAGCGCUGGUCCCUUCGCGGCCCAGAUCUUCGGUAACGCCGGUAUUGAGUAUUGCGAGAAGUACGGCGCCACUCCUCAGCACAUGGCCAAGAUCGCAGAGAAGAACCACCGCCACUCGGCCUUGAACCCUUACUCCCAGUUCCGUGACAUCUACACCUUGGAGCAGGUCGAAAAAUCCAACAAGGUCUUCGGACCCCUGACCAAGCUCCAGUGCUGCCCCACCUCUGAUGGCUCUGCCUGUGCCAUCCUUGCUUCCGAGAAAUUCGUCAAGGAGAACAACUUGCAGGACCAGGCUGUGGAGAUUGUUGCCCAGUCCAUGGCCACGGACUCGCCCAAGCUGUUCAACGAGUCCUCCAUCGAGUUGGCUGGUGCUGAUAUGACCCGCCGCGCUGCCAAUGAUGUCUUUACCAAGGCCGGUAUCAAGCCCACGGAUGUCCAGGUUGUUGAGCUCCACGACUGCUUCUCUGCCAAUGAGCUGAUCACCUACGAUGCUCUCGGACUCUGCAAGCCCGGCGAGGCCCAUAAGUUGAUCGACACCAACGAUGUCUCAUACGGUGGCAAGUACGUCGUCAACCCCUCGGGUGGUUUGAUCUCCAAGGGUCACCCUCUCGGUGCCACCGGUUUGGCCCAGUGCUCCGAGUUGGUCUGGCAGCUUCGCGGCUGGUGCGGUGAGCGCCAGGUCCCCAACUGCAAAUAUGCCCUCCAGCACAACGUCGGCCUCGGUGGUGCCGUCGUUGUUUCACUCUACAAGAAGGCCGAUCUGGGCUCAUCUCCAAAGUACGUCGAUUCGCGCAAGCGUGUUGGCUACAACCCUGCCACGGAGGCUCGCGAGGUCUCGGAGGAGGAGGUCCAGUCCGUCCGCGCAAAGGAGAACUCCGAGUUCAUGGCUCGUCUCUAA